Soboliphyme baturini is the source of this 934-nucleotide messenger RNA. The record is from the annotation of a GenBank genome assembly. NCBI's taxonomy places the organism in Eukaryota, Metazoa, Nematoda, Enoplea, Dioctophymatida, Soboliphymatidae.
AGCUGCCAGAUGCCACAUAGAGCUAGAAAAGUUUCAGCCUGGCGAAUACACACCGGGGUAAUUUUUUCUGUACAAAUUUAUCUAGCAUUCGUUAAAUGCUUUGUUCAGAUCAGUGCGGACGGGGUUAGUUUGCAAAAAAAUUGGCGUAAUACCGCAGUGGACUAAAGAAGGUGAACGUUCACUGGUUACAUUACUGCAGGUACAGAAUAAUAUCGUGAUGAAAUAUGUCGAUCCUGAGACUUUUUAUAAAUUCUCAAGUGUUGGCAAAAAAGAAGGACGUGGCAAAUUGGGGCGAAUUAUUAUCGGUGUCAAUCCUGAUAAUCCACAGAAGUAUACAGCGGCAUAUCGCGGACUCUUUGAGGAAGCUGGCAUCAUGCCUGCAGAAAAGAUUGUUUCCUUUGCUGUGACCCCAAACUCCGCUUUGGCACCGGGAACUCGUCUUUAUGCGCAGCAUUUCAAAGUCGGUCAGUACGUUGACUUAUGGGGCAAAACAAUAGAUUAUGGUUUUCAAGGAGUUAUGCGUCGUUGGAAUUUCAAGGGCAUGCCGGCAACACAUGGUGUUACAAAGUCCCAUCGACGUACUGGUUCGAUAGGCACAACGGUUAGUAAGCCUCAGUUGUUUGCUUCCUUGUUUCUACGUGUCAAUGCUUUAAAUGGUCUUUGCUUACGGUAUGCAUUGUGUCGAGUGUCAGUGAAGCGAGUUAAUUACAGUUCUGUUAUAUCUAAAAUAUGUCCUGAUUCUGCUACAUAUAAACUGAAGCUUUCAAAUCUGGCUCGUAGUGGAACAAGACUUUUAUAUCCUACAUUCUUCUUUCUAGUUAUUUUUGAUCGUAUAGAUGAUGUUGAUAAGUGUAGAGUAACAAAUCAGACGCCCUCUUUGGGUAAUCGUUGCUGUGAGGCAACUCGCCAAAUAUUCAAAUAUAACCGCAUUUAA